This is a messenger RNA of Porites evermanni, 1164 nucleotides long. Lineage: Eukaryota; Metazoa; Cnidaria; Anthozoa; Scleractinia; Poritidae. The record is from the annotation of a GenBank genome assembly.
AUGUAUCCCGGAACUGUUAGACAAACACAGUGGCUCGAUCCGUUUAAUCGAGAUCGGCGUUGCGAUCGACGCUGGUUGCGAGAAGAAGACAUGCUAAAAAGGUGGGUAAUGUUCACUUUUUAUGUUUAGUGCAAGUCACGAGAAUUUAUAUAGCAGUUGAAGAAACACUAUUGGGCUUUCUUUUGGCGAGUAAGCGUGUACCGAGGUGCAAGGAAGAAGCAAUUUUACAUAAACGUAUGGACCGUUUUUGUGCUUGAUUGUACAACUUGACUGUUCGAUCUGUACAAACACUCAAGUCACCUUAAACACCUUAGAAAUUUUAUGCUUUAUAGCUUUUAUCGCAAAACAGUAAGACAAAUUAGAAAAUUUAAAAGCAAAGAAAUUGCUUUGAUUUAGUAAUUUAGCAUAGUUUGCACCUAGUUGCAGGAAAGUGGCAGUGAAUUACCGUUUCGGUGCAUUAAUUUUCAUUCAUCAAAACAAACAAAUCUAACUGUUCAUCGCAGAAGUUUGUGCUUGGUCCAAGUCUCGUGCUUCCCGGCUGUCUCGGUAUAAAAACGGAAACUCACUAUAUCGAUGGAAAGAAAUCAUCUUUGACUUUUUUUGGCAUAUAUGGAUUAACUUGUAUCGAGCUCGCACGGAAGCGGCAGGUUUGUAAAGCACGUAGAGUUGUUUGAUGCUAAAAUUCGACAUGAUUUUCACAACAUCUCACUGUUAAAUUAACUCAAAGAUUACAUGUAAGCUUAUAGCUUUUUAAAAAAUGGGCGAUUGCUUACUGUCGAAUUUCGAUCUUGCAAAACUCCAUUUUGAUCGAUCCAACAUUAUUAGAAAUUUCAAAAUUAUCUAUCAGUGAUCUAUGCUAGAAAUUUUUCUCUUUGCUGUGUUCAGCUACUGUACAUUCAAACUUGCAAUUAAAAGGAUGGACAAAUCGAUUAUAAUAUUCUGUAUUUUACGUUGGUUUUGGGAUUAUGCUCAACGAGGCACACAAGGGUAUACCUUUGGGUUUUCUGUGGUUUCUUCUUUGCUUGUUGUUGAAUCAAUAAUAAGGCAAUGAAAUAUUGACAUAUCCUUUAAUUAUUUACUGUUUUUUUCAGAGAAGAUGAACUUGAUCCCAAAUCAAACGAUAAGUGCAGCAACACUUUUCGAAGUUUUCUGAUGAUGAAUUAA